Molecule: messenger RNA, 2133 nt
Organism: Thecamonas trahens ATCC 50062
Lineage: Eukaryota; Apusomonadida; Apusomonadidae
Product: transmembrane protein 16H
Exons: 2
Coding region: 1-2133 (710 amino acids)
Biological process (GO): chloride transmembrane transport
Molecular function (GO): chloride channel activity
Source: RefSeq, a predicted model, not a curated record
AUGCCGUACGUGCUGGAGUUUGACGUCAACCAUGAGCACUUUGGGGUCAUGCAUCGGUACGUCCGUGACGUGCUGGAGGACGCCGGACUCGAUGUUGAGCACGUCGACAUCGGAGGUGAUGGCGAGAGUGCAGUAGCGGGAAGCGGUGAUGAUGGUAGUCGCAGAUGGUUUCUGGUCGUGCGGGCCUCGCGGGCGCGGCUGGAGAAGGAGUACACCCGUGAGCGAAGGCUGGGCAUCGGCCUGUUUGCCGGCGAUGAUCCGGUGGCGCUCGACGAUAGCGACGAGAACGAUGACAUCGACAACAUCGGCGAUGAGAACGGCAAGAGCGACGACGGUGAUGAAAUCUCGGGCGCGAUGCGGAGUGGAGAGGCUGUCUUUAACGCCCGUGAUGCCCUGGUUCUCCUGCGGGAGAUUGUCGACGGCGUAGAGGUGGCCGAGAGCGACAUGGACCUGUCGAUCAAGUCGCGGCGGCGGUACGGCGGCAUGCUUCCGCCGCUGGCUGAGUGUGGGCUGGGCAUGUACGAGCCUGUCGUCGAGAGCCUCAUCCAUACCUCGAACUCGCUCAUCCAGCAAGCCUUUCCGCUGCAUGCGCGGCGCGCGCGGACCGAGGUCUGGCACAGCGUGAUGGCAGUGCGGGAGACGGCCGUGCCGGAGCCUGUCCGCGAGUACUUUGGCGACAAGGCCACGCUCUUCCUCGAGUGGGCGCUUUUCUACACCAAGUGGAUGGUGGUGCUCGCGGGGCUGGGGCUGGCGGUCUGGCUGCUGGAGGAAGUGGAUCACUCGCACGACAACGUGCUUGUGGCGGCGUACUCGGCGGGGCUCGUCGUCUGGGCCUCGGGCUUUGCGCUCUUCUGGGCGCGGCGCCAGUCUGCGCUGGCGUGGGAGUGGGGCACGCUCGACAUCGACGACGCGCUCGCUGAGGAGGUCCGGCCCGAGUUUGAGGGCGAGAUGGACGAGUCGCCGGUGACCGGCCGGCUGGUCAAGACCUACCCCGAGUGGAAGCGGCAACUCAAGUACGCGGUCUCAGUUCCGGUCACCCUCGCCAUGCUCGGCGUCUCAGUGGCAGUCAUGGUGGCAGGCCUCAAUGCGACGGCAGCGAUUGAUCCUGACUCGUUCCUCUUUGUGCCCGCACUCAACGGCCGCGGCGGCGACGGGCGCGGGCUCGCUGCCGACGACGACUCGCUGGUAGUCGGCAUGCUGCCGUCGCUGGUGUACACGGUCGUCAUUCUUGUGGUCAACGAGGUCUACUCGCGCAUCGCUGUCUGCCUCAACAAGUGGGAAAACCACCGGACGCGCGAGUCAUACGAGGCUGCGCUCAUUCUCAAGCAGAUUCCGUUCCAGCUCUUCAACUCGUUUGUGGGGCUCUUCUACCUCGCCUUUGUCGAGUGCAACAUGGUCGAGCUGAGGGUCCAGCUCCGCGAUCUGUUCAUGACCGACUGGGUCCGCCGCGUCGUCGUCGGGGCCCUCAUUCCAUACGUUCUCAAAAAGUACGCCGAGUACACCGACGCCGCCGUGGUAGCCGCCAGCAAGAAGGCCGACGCGCCGGUGCCGAGCUCUUCGCCCCGCUUUGUCCUCGAGCUCCUCGUCGAGGCUGAUCAGGAUCGCAUGGCCACCUUUGACGACUGGACCGAGCUGGUGACCCAGCUCGGAUACGUCGCCUUUUUCUCGGCAGCCUUUCCGCUCGCGCCGCUGCUUGCGGUCCUUGGCAAUGUCGUCGAGCUCCGCGCUCUUGUCUUCCGCUACGCUUUCCUCGUCCAGCGGGCCGAUCCUGUCCGCGCCAAGUCCAUCGGCGUGUGGAUGGCCAUCGUCAAGCUUGUCUGCCUUCUCGCAGUCAUCAUCAAUGUCGGCAUCUUUGGCUACACCACCAACCAGGCCCGCGCCGUCUUUGCCUUUUUCGGUCUUGACCUCUCCAUCGUCGGUCACAUGGCUCUUGUCAUCACCCUCGAGCACGCCGCCGUCCUCGCUAAGGCCGUCGUUGAGUGGGUCGUCCCCGAGAUCCCGGCAUGGGUCACCAUCGCUCGCGCCCGCACUCGCUUCCUUCUCGCCCAGUCCAUCCGUGAGCGCGAACGUCGACGAAUCCAGGAGCGCGAGCGCGAGCGCCGCCAGGCCCAGCAUCGAACGAUCCGAAAGUAA